Molecule: messenger RNA, 351 nt
Organism: Phytophthora megakarya
Lineage: Eukaryota; Oomycota; Peronosporomycetes; Peronosporales; Peronosporaceae
Source: the annotation of a GenBank genome assembly
AUGACUGCAGCCCCCAGUGAGAGGGAAUUUCACUGCGAAGUGCAAGAUGACAUACCAAACCUUUUCAUCGUGAAGGUGUUUGUGGAAGAACUUCUCGUCCUGGUCUUGGGCGACAAGUUCGACAUGGUGUUGGGCAUGCCGUGGCUUGCACGGCAUGAUCCUAUUAUCGACUGGGAGAAGCGUACGGUCGUACGCUUCGGACGCCGCGGCGCAACAGAGAGCGAUGGCCCUGUUAGCGCAGCGGAUACACCUAACGGUGCAUCUGAUCCUCCUUCAGAGACAGUGGCUCGCGCCGCUGUCUCCGGUCGUACCGCGUGGAGCGCGCGGGCUAUAACGUCAAGGGGUCGUUAA